Molecule: messenger RNA, 352 nt
Organism: Staurois parvus
Lineage: Eukaryota; Metazoa; Chordata; Amphibia; Anura; Ranidae
Source: the annotation of a GenBank genome assembly
GACAAAAAAUGGAACACACCAGCAGUGUGAGGAGACCUGAAAGUGGCACAUGGCAUGGCAGAGUGUGGCGAUGGAGACAGCAGCAAUGGGAGGCCGUACAGGGACCCAUGACACACUCUGGACCUGGCAGCAGCAUGAGGAGGCGGCGGUACAGGGGCCCAUGGCAGAUUACGGGCCUGGCAGCAGCAAUGGGGGGCCCGUAAUCUGCCAGCACCCUAUGACAAAAAAUGGAACACACCAGCAGUGUGAGGAGAUCUGAAAGUGGCACAUGGCAGAGUGUGGCGAUGGAGACAGCAGCAAUGGGAGGCCGUACAGGGACCCAUGAGAGACUCUGGACCUGGCAGCAGCAUGA